GUUCUGGGAGCUGUGGUAGCGGCUGGCGCGCGGACUCCUCACUCCAGCGCCGCCGCGUCGCCUCCUGGUAGCGUCCGCCCGCGCGCCAGCGGGUGAGACCCAGCUCCAAGGCUCCAGCCAUCCCAUAUCUCACUGGAGGUCUGCUGCCCGAUGGCCAUCCCCAAGAGCCUCGUGAGCCCGGUGCCCUGGGAACAGGAUGACUUUCUGCGAGUGAAGGUCGAGGAUGAGGAGGCCAGCUUCUCUCAGGUCCAGGAGUCUAACUUUGGCCACACCUCCCACCCUGAGGCUGCCCGUCUGCGCUUCCGACACUUCUGCUUUGAGGAGGCAUCCAACCCACGUGAGGCCCUGGCCCGGCUCCGGGAGCUCUGCCGCCAGUGGCUGCGGCCCGAGGCGCGCUCCAAGGAGCAGAUGCUGGAGCUGCCGGUGCUGGAGCAGUUCCUGGGCGCGCUGCCCCCCGAGAUCCAGGCCUGGGUGCGGGCUCGGUGCCCCGAGAGUGGCGAGGAGGCUGUGGCGCUCGUGGAGGACCUGACUCAGGCACUGGAUGAGAGAGGCUGGGUGCUGGGAUCUGAGCUUUCAGAGGCGAGCUGUAAGCAGAGCAAUUCGGACGAGUCAGAGCCGUCGGACAGGGACACUGAAACCCUGGUAGGAGGGCUUUCCCCAGGACCCGCCUUUGGUGAUGCCUGCGAACCUGAGGGCAGCUCAGAGAGGCAGGCCGGACUCUCAGGGAAGAUGUGGACAAAGUCUGUCACCCAAGAGAUGGAUUUCAGGAAAACUUCAGGGCCUCACAAGGGCGCCCUCACAGACCAGCCCGGCUGUGAAGCUGGUGCUUUGGGGGACAGUCCCAACGUGUGGCCAGACUUCACCUCCCAAGAGAAGACUCCUUCCAGAGAGAAAGUGGAUCCACUGGAUGGUUAUGGCACAGAGCCUCCAGGCACAUACUUGGGGAGGAAGCCCUCCAAGUGUGGUGAGUAUUGGAAGACGUUCCGGAGCCCCUUGGCCCUGGAGGCCCACCAGAAGAGCCGUGCUCGGAAGAUGCCCCACACCUGCAGUGAGUGUGGGAAAGCCUUCAGCCGGAGGGCACACCUGGCCCAGCACCAGGUGGUCCACACGGGGGCCAAGCCCCACGAAUGCAAGGAGUGCGGGAAGGCCUUCAGCCGGCUCACCCACCUGACCCAGCACCGGAGGAUCCACACCGGGGAGAAGCCCUAUGCGUGCGAGGAGUGCGGCAAGACCUUCAGCCGCAGCACCCACCUCACCCAGCACCGGCGUGUGCACACGGGCGAGCGGCCCUACGCCUGCGAGGAGUGCGGCAAGGCCUUCAGCCAGAGCACCCACCUGACCCAGCACCUGCGCAUCCACACAGGGGAGAAGCCCUACAGGUGCGACGCCUGCGGCCGAGCCUUCAGCGACUGCUCGGCUCUGAUCCGGCACCUGAGGAUCCACUCCGGAGAGAAGCCCUAUCAGUGUCAGGGUCCAUGUCUGUAACUGGAUGUCGCAGCCUCUGUUCCUAACUGCCAGGGCGUCGGCCUUCUUUCCUGUUUCUCUGAUGACCCCAUCGCGUGUGAACCAUCUGACACCACCCCCCAUACUGUUGUGUACUGGUCAUCGUCAGCAUCUCUCCCUGUGUUUCUCCCUCCGUAUUGGAUUCGUUCCUUCUGUGUCACGAGUAAACAAAGACCGACCGACAUGGGUGGUUCAGAACAGGAAGGCUGAGACCCAGGGAGACGGAGAUCUUGUGUCAGCAUCUCUGAGAGAGUCCCAGGUACACCUAGACACAGGUCGACUUCCACACAGAGUGCGGCCGAGGCCGAGAGACUGAGAAAGUUGACAGAUGUGGGGGGAAACUCACAGGCAAGAGAUGUAUGUUCCCAGUGCCCCCAGGCCUCCAACAGGCCGCAGGGAGUGGCCCUGAAGUCAGGCUGCUUUGGGGGCGUCGGAUGAGUGACCUCCCUGAACCUCAGUGACCUACUCAGCCUGGAACGAGGGAAUGACAAGACGUGCUUUGUGCAGCGCCUGAUCCAGGGCCUGGCCGCUUGCUCUGACCGGUGGCAUUUGACUCCACCUCUCUGCCCCCACCCUCCCAGUCUCUGUCACUGAAGAACCAAAUCUCCUUCCCCUCGGCGCUCGGAGCAUCUCUGACACCCACUCUGCCAUGAGAAGUGUGUCUGCCCAUGUUUGUCUAAAGGGGAAGGAGGUCAGGGGAAGAAAGGAAUCUUUAUUAAUGGCCUGCUUGUGUUGGUCAGUCUGCCAAAUAAUUUAUAUACAGCAUCUCAUUUAAUCCUCACACAACACUCUGAGGGCAGGACAAGCAUCCCCAUUUUUUAAAAAAUUUAUUUAUUUAUUUUUAUUUAUUUUU
Eubalaena glacialis (North Atlantic right whale) is the source of this 2356-nucleotide messenger RNA. It is a transcript of the gene ZSCAN22, whose product is annotated as zinc finger and SCAN domain containing 22. Bases 151 to 1485 code for a protein of 444 amino acids. Gene Ontology annotation, molecular function: DNA-binding transcription factor activity, RNA polymerase II-specific; RNA polymerase II cis-regulatory region sequence-specific DNA binding. NCBI's taxonomy places the organism in Eukaryota, Metazoa, Chordata, Mammalia, Artiodactyla, Balaenidae. Gene Ontology annotation, biological process: regulation of transcription by RNA polymerase II. The record is from RefSeq and is a predicted model, not a curated record. The transcript has 4 exons.